AUGGUCAAUGAUGAAGAGUCUCGACAUGCUCGGGCGUCCGAGGAGACGCCAUUGCUCGCGGAAACCAGCAUUGGAGAAAUAACAGCAUCAGCUGUACAGAAUGGCUACGAAAGUGACGAUGACGUUGCGCCCACUCAUAUCUCAAGAAAGCGUGCGGUGGCGGUUGCGCUCGCAAUAAUGUGUCUGUUAUUUAUUCAAGCUACCAAUAUUACAUCAAUCUCCACAACGCAAUCGGACAUAGCUGCAGACCUAGACGCUUUCUCCAACACGACGUGGCUGACAUCAUCAUUCAUGAUCUCCUUCGCCAGUCUCACGCCCGUAGGGGGCCGUCUGUCGCAGAUAUUCCCCCUUCGCUCCCUAUUAGCAUUAUCGAGCCUUCUCAUGUCGAUCGGUUUGUUGAUCACUGCCGCUGCUAAGACAUUUCCUGUUUUCAUCGUUGGACGCGUCGUUGCUGGGUUGGGAGGUGCUCUGAUCUACUCAACACAAACAAUUAUUGUUCUGGAACUGUCUUCAAAGAAACGGCGAGGACUACUCGUAGGAUGUGUAUAUACCACCGUCACAGUGGGUAUUGCGGCUGGAGCAAUCAUAGCUGGUGCCAUAACCCCGAAAUUUGGAUGGCGCUCGUUAUAUGUUAUACAAUCUCCAACAAGUCUUAUCCUCGCUCCAAUUCUAUACUUUUCAAUUCCACCAACUGGCCGGGACCAGGAAUCCAAGCCAGAAUCUUUCAAAAAUAAACUUUCGCGAAUUGACUACCUGGGAAUUCUAACAAUGACUGCAGCAAAUGUCCUGUUGCUCUAUUCACUUUCUAGUCCCCGCAUCUCCUAUGCAUACGUUGCCAUGUCUCUAGCUCUAUUUGUCGUCUUCCUAGUAGUCGAGUCAACGCCGGCGAUCGCUGCCGAACCUAUCGUUCCUAUAUCGGUACUCAGUUCUCGCGGCGUCCUUUUAUCCGGCAUAUCGUCAACCGGUAUUAUGAUGGCGCGAUGGGCCAUUUUGUUCUAUCUUCCUGUAUACGGCAUUGCUGUCCGCGGUUGGAGUCCUGCGGAAGGAGGAGUCAUUAUGAUUCCGACGAAUGCUGGUUUUGCUCUGGGUGGCCUCUUGGUGGGUUGGAUACACAUUCGAAAGGCUACAAGCUACUAUAUAUCAUCAUUGGUGAUCUCAAUCCUCUUCAUGCUUAGCGGCUUGUCUGUCGCUAUUCUUUCUACUCCAAACUCAUCAGUCAUUCUCUAUGCGAUGAGUAUUUUCGCAAAUGGAUUUACAUGUGGAGCAUUUCUGAACUACACAGUAUCGCAUGUACUCCACCUCACCACACCAUCAUCACAUUAUAUCGUCACGAGUCUCAUAUCAACAUUUCGAUCUACCGCGGGCAGCUUUGGGUCUGCGAUUGGUGGUGGUAUUUUCACGCGGGUAUUGAAAAGCCGUCUCGAAGAAGGGUUCUCUGAUAGCAGCUAUGAUGACGGCGUUAUCCCUGACGACAGACAGGAAUUGAUUAGGAGGCUCCUAGGCAGUCCUGCUCUGGUGUGGCAGCUCAAGGGGUAUGAAAGAGAAUCUGCCAUUUCGGCAUACCAGGAUGCGCUCAGAACAAUGUUCUUGACAGGCGCUGCGUUGGCCUUGUUGAUGACAUUUGUCCAGGCUGGUACUGGAUCUAAUCCGCCAAUUGAAAUUGAUGAGACGGACGUUAGUGCUCAGGGACAUGAGCAUGAAGACUGAACGAAAUACAGAUGCGCGUACAUAACCGUAUUAUAACCGUAUUAUACCAUAUACGUCUACAGAUCUUGCAUAUAGAAUCACGAAAGGG
Molecule: messenger RNA, 1795 nt
Organism: Talaromyces stipitatus ATCC 10500
Lineage: Eukaryota; Fungi; Ascomycota; Eurotiomycetes; Eurotiales; Trichocomaceae
Product: MFS multidrug transporter, putative
Exons: 6
Coding region: 1-1707 (568 amino acids)
Biological process (GO): basic amino acid transport; transmembrane transport
Cellular component (GO): fungal-type vacuole membrane
Molecular function (GO): basic amino acid transmembrane transporter activity
Source: RefSeq, a predicted model, not a curated record